AUGUGGAUACGAGCAAUACUGGUAGCUGUGCUGGUGUGUCUCCUGAUUCUACACUUCCUGAAACUGCUCCAGACACACAAGAAGUACCCUCCUGGGCCUCCUGUACAUGAAAUAUUUGUAAAAGUUAUACAGACCGGAUUCAGAGUUCAUCCUGACAUGUUUACUGAGAUGGCAAAGGAAUAUGGAAGCAUUUACACUUUUUGGGAACUGAAUGUGCCUGUGUUAAUUGUGUCUGGAUUCCAAAAUAUAAAAGAAGUGCUAAUAAAACAUUCAGAAGAAUUCUCUGGGAGACCGGUCACCCCAUUGUAUAAAGUUAUAACACAAGAAAAAGGUAUCGUAUUCUCUAAUGGUCACAACUGGAAGCAGCAGAGGAAGUUUGGGAUAGUCACCAUGCGGAAGCUGGGGAUGGGAAAGAAGAGUAUGGAGAGCCGAAUAGAAGAUGAGGCUCAUCAACUUGUGGAGACAUUUGCACGUGCAAAGGGGCAGCCUCUUGACCCUUCAUUACCCAUCCUUAAUUCAGUCAGCAAUGUGAUCUGGGCUCUGGUUUUUGGACAUCGGUAUUCCGUUGAUGAUGAAGAAUUCCUCAAGCUGCUGCAAGCCCUUGAACGCAUUGAAAAAAUUGGAGGCUCCUUCUUUCAUCUUCUCUAUGAAGCAGCCCCAUGGCUCAUGAAACACAUCAAAUGGCCAUACAAGGAGGUGUUUGCCGCAGCAGAUCUUGUGCGUUCACAUGCAGUGAAAGAGACAGAACUGCAUAGAAAGAAACUGGCAGCGCAUGAUCCACAGGAUUUCAUCGACUACUAUCUACUUCAGAUGGAGAAUAGCAAGAAUGACCCUACUUCAGCAUACGAUGAGGCCAACCUGAUUCAGUGUGUUUGCGACUUCAUUUUUGCUGGGGCAGACACAACCAGCGCCACUCUGCAAUGGGGACUGCUUCUCAUGAUGACUCAUCCAGAUAUCCAAGAGAAAGUCCAGAAGGAGAUAGAAGAUGUUUUUGGCUCUUCCAAAUCAAUCGCCUAUCAAAACUGGAAGAAAGUGCCAUACACCUCUGCUGUGAUUCACGAGAUACAGCGUUUCAAAUGUAUCUUAUUAUCUGGGAACCCAAGACAAUCUGUGCAGGAUGUGACCAUUCUUGGUUGGUUCAUUCCUAAGGGGACCAUCGUUUUUCCAAAUAUACACUCAGUUCUUUAUGACCCCAAGAUAUGGGAGACCCCUCGAAAGUUCAACCCAAAUCAUUUUUUAGACAAAGAUGGAAAAUUUGUGGAUAGAGAAGAACUUUUGAUCUUUGGUGCAGGAGCCCGUGUGUGUCUAGGCAAAGAGGUGGCAAAGAUGGAGCUCUUCUACUUUUUCACCAUCCUGCUGAGAGCAUUCACCUUCAAGCUGCCAGAAGGAGUGACAGAAGUCAACUCAGAGCCUACAAAUGGCCUGAUACUGUUUCCACAACAUUAUAAGCUCUGUGCUGUUCCCCGGGUUCAGUAA
This is a messenger RNA of Heteronotia binoei (common prickly gecko), 1476 nucleotides long. RefSeq names its product cytochrome P450 2J4-like. Gene Ontology annotation, cellular component: cytoplasm; intracellular membrane-bounded organelle. NCBI's taxonomy places the organism in Eukaryota, Metazoa, Chordata, Lepidosauria, Squamata, Gekkonidae. The transcript has 9 exons. Gene Ontology annotation, molecular function: iron ion binding; heme binding; oxidoreductase activity, acting on paired donors, with incorporation or reduction of molecular oxygen, reduced flavin or flavoprotein as one donor, and incorporation of one atom of oxygen. Gene Ontology annotation, biological process: xenobiotic metabolic process; arachidonate metabolic process. The record is from RefSeq and is a predicted model, not a curated record. Bases 1 to 1476 code for a protein of 491 amino acids.